Moesziomyces aphidis is the source of this 1896-nucleotide messenger RNA. The record is from the annotation of a GenBank genome assembly. Lineage: Eukaryota; Fungi; Basidiomycota; Ustilaginomycetes; Ustilaginales; Ustilaginaceae.
AUGUCGCGCUCACGCUCGCCUCGGGCGGGCUCAGCGGGCGCCUCUCGCUCGAGCGACAACGACGACGCUCCCGUGGCCUCCACAUCCUACCGCAUCGAGCGCUUCGACUCCUCCUCUACCACCGAUCUCAUGGUCACAUCGCGCUCGAAGCGCAGCACCGCAGGUAAUCGCCUCAAAGCGCUGCUAGAUCAGGAGCUCGAGAAGGACGAGGUGUUCGCUGAGGUCGAGAACGACGUCGACUUUGAGGCGAACGAGCACGACGACGGCGUCGACAUUGUCGACAGCGACUUUGACCGCGACUCGGACGACGAUGCACGCGCCGGUGUCGACGACGACUCUGCGGGCGAGCGCGAGAUCGAAGCGCAAGAAAAGGCGGACAAGCAGAAACGCCGUGCCACCGCGCGGGCGGUGGGAAUCGUCAAGCGUCCUGCGCCCGUCCGUGCGCCGCCGGAACCAAAGCGUCGUCGAAUCAGCUUUGCGCCGCAAGAAGCCACCAGCCGCUCGUCACCAAGCUCCACACGCGCCGGGUCGGCGGACUCGCCAGCGGGACGCAGAAGUUCGGCACGCACAGCGACGGUGCAGUCCAAGCUGCAGGUCGAGACGCGUCUCGAGGAGGCGACGCAGCGCAAGGCGGCCCAGCCCGUGCGGGUGGUGCAGAAGAAGAAGGAGAGUCUCACGCAGGAUGCGCUGAUCGCAGAGGCGCUCGAGGUCGAGGAGGAGAACAGGGAGAGCUUGCGCAGGUUCUUGGAGCAGGAGGAGGAGAGGAGGGCAAAGCAGAGGCAGAGAAAGGAGCGCAUCACCGGGCCGUUUGUCAGGUGGGUCAGUGUAGGGCUCAAGACGCGUGUCGUCGAGGAUGUGACGCUGCAGAAAGUACGCGCAGUGGACGCCGGUGCGAGCAAGGAAUCCGCAGAACAGCCCGGCACGAUGACUGCGACACAGCCAAGCGCUGUGCAAGAAGGUGUCGAAGGUGAAAGCAGUGCGCCAGAUCCAGCAGCCGUUGCGCAUGGCCACGCCGCGGCUUCGUCUCAAGGAGCACAAGAUGAUGCGCAGGCCACUGCCAAGUCGGAGGAACCUGCAACAGCAGUGCAAUCUGCACCGGCCGCAUCGACAUCAGGCGUUGAUCCCAGGGGCACCUCCGCUCCCUCGCCCGCUCACCACAGCGAGGCGUCAAAAACAUCACCUGCAUCCAACCUGGCUUCUUCGAGCUCGCUCACGCUGGACCCGGUUCUAGCAGCGCGCGCCGAGACGCUUUUGCAACGAACCUCUACCUCCACACACGCUCCUUCCUCCGCCCCCUCCGCGUCAGAUAGUGGGUGGGAGAAGCAAGCGCGCACUUUACUAUCCGUCGAACGGAUGCCCGAGGACUGGGAGUGGUUGGACGAGUUCAACGCGCUGCUUGGCACUCACUGCAACUGGGAGUCGUACCCUUUCGUUCCGCAUCGCAAUCGACCCCUGCGACCGCGCCAAAGCGUCUGCCCAAUCACAGGGCUGCCGGCGAUCUACAAGGAUCCCAGGACGGGCAUCCCGUAUGCAACCGCCCAUGCCUACGCAGUCAUCACCAAGGUCAUCCAGCAAAAGUUCAGGUGGUCCAAUGGUCCAUGGGGCAUCUACACCGAUCAUGAAGAUGAACCUGGUCCAGCCAAGGUGUGGCAGAAAGCUAGGGAGAUCAGUCCGAAACCAAAGCCCGAAGAAAGCAAGGAGACCAAGGAGACCAAGGAGGAGAGAGGCAAAGAGAAGCAAAAGCAAAAGGAAAAGGAGGACAAACGAUCCAAACCUGGCUUCGACGUUGUGCUCACCAACGCCAUCGCUCCGGGAGAUGAAAAGGCGCUACUCGCUCAGGCGCUCUCCCUCCCCGCUGGCUCAACACGAUCAGGUAGACGCGUCCAUCGUACCUAA